Molecule: messenger RNA, 1057 nt
Organism: Paramecium primaurelia
Lineage: Eukaryota; Ciliophora; Oligohymenophorea; Peniculida; Parameciidae
Source: the annotation of a GenBank genome assembly
AUUAGAUAAAAUAAAUACAAAAGUAUAAUACUUAAUUAUUAUUUCUAAGAGUGGAAAAGGAAAUGCUGAAAGUUAAGAAUUACCUUAAUAUCUAAGAUCUUCAUAUUCUCAAACAUAUUAAUAAUUAGAACCAACUAAAAUUAUAAAAGGAAAAAAGGUAAUCUAAUAAUAAUGAAUUUUUUAAGGUUUUUCCAUAAUUUGCUUAUGGAAAUUCACAUGAAGCUCCAACUUAUUUUAAAUUAUCGAACUCUUUAAUCUGUCGAGAAAGUUAUGACAAUCCAUACAUUAAGACUAAAGUGCCUCCUUUAAGUAGAUUAGAUUCUCUUAAAGGGAGUACUCUUAAUAAUUAUGAAUUUUAUAAUAUUUCUGAAUAGAGAUUUAUAAAUAAAAUACCUACAGGUUAUGUUACUAAUAAAAUAACAGAGUAUAAAAUUAAUUUCAACAUUAAGUACGAUUACAAAUUAAGUUAAAAUUGUACAAAAACCAUUAAAUGAUGAAAAAGACAAAAUUCUUACAUUUGAAAGUGCUUAUAAAUCUAUUUAAGAUUAAUUAUUCAAUAAAAAACGUGGUAUCAAUUACUAUUUAAUAAUCAGAGCUUUUCACUGAUUUUGUUGAGAAAAAUGAUUUACUUAAUGUAUAUGGGCCAUUAAAUAUGAGAACAAGACCAAAAGAAUUUAGAGAAGUCAAAAAUUAUGCUUUAGAUCCUAAUUAACUUAAAUUAUUGAAAGAAUAAAGAUCAAGAUAGUAAAUAACUCCAACAAAUAGAAGUGGUUUCACUGAUCUUAUUAAAACUGUACGAUUACCUACAAUAUCUAAAAUUUAAGGGUUGGAUACAGAUAAAUACUAUAACAAAGAUUAAAAUUAUCUCAAUAAAUUAACUAAUUCAAUUAUUAUAGAAAAAAUUGAUUAAAAUAUUAAACAUAAAAAUAAAACUCUUUCUAAUUUCAAUAAAAAUAAACAUUCGAUUAAACAUAAUACAGAAGAUACUGAAAAUAUGUAAGGAAUUAUUGAUAUAUUUGAGAAACAUUUAGAAUUCGAAAAAUAAUAUAAUUGUUGA